This is a messenger RNA of Lepidothrix coronata (blue-crowned manakin), 2710 nucleotides long. Its product is annotated as transmembrane 4 L6 family member 1-like. Bases 161 to 751 code for a protein of 196 amino acids. The record is from RefSeq and is a predicted model, not a curated record. The transcript is spliced from 6 exons. NCBI's taxonomy places the organism in Eukaryota, Metazoa, Chordata, Aves, Passeriformes, Pipridae. Gene Ontology annotation, cellular component: membrane.
GAAACAGCUAUUUGUUUAAUAGAGGCCGUCACCCAAAAACAUCUCUGAGCCUCCCUCGGACCGCCACACUCCAGGAGAGAGGAGCUGGAAAGCCUGAAGCCAGCUGAGGGGAACUCUGGAGCCUUGAGGCCAUCUUAGCUCUGUCUAGAAGAGAACUGCCAUGUGCACGGGGAAGUGUUCAAAGUGCAUUGGGAUUACCCUGUUCCCACUGGCGACAUGUGCCAUCAUCUCCAACAUUCUCCUGUACUUCCCCAACGGACGAGUUCUGCAGCUCAGCGAGAUAACCGAUCUGGUCUGGUAUUUCCAUGGCAUUCUAGGAGCUGGGAUACUGGUUAUUUUGCCGGCAUUCAUGAUGCUGGGAGCAGGAGGAGCAGGAUGUUGCGCUAACAGAUGUGGGAUGCUGCUGUCAGUGAUUCUGGCUGUGCUGGGAUUUGCAGGAGGAGCAUAUUGUGUGGUCAUCUCCUCACUGGGGCUGAUUGGGGGUCCUCUGUGUGACACAGGUGAUGGAGAAUACCUCUACCCUUUCAGGAAUGACACACUGAAAGACAAUUACUUGUUCAACCAGACAACAUGGAGUAUUUGCAAAGAACCUGAAAACAUCAUCCUUUGGAAUAUUGUUCUUUUCUCUAUCCUCCUGGCCAUCGGUGUGAUUGAAGCUAUUCUUUGUUUUAUUCAAGUCAUCAAUGGACUUACUGGUUUCAUAUGUGGCACAUGUAUGAGGAGAAGAAAGACAAAUAUUUCUGGGAUGUGAAUGACCUACAGGGAAUGCCAGGACAAGCCCCGAGCUGCCGAUUCACAUACAAUAAGGAUAGUGCACUGUACUGUAUUUAUGGGGGAACAACAAACUAAAAACAAAAUAUUCAGGAGUUUUUGGGGGCAAAACGAAUUUUUUAUAAAAGAUGUCAGGGUGGAAAAGGGCUAGAUCAUUUAGAUCUGAGACUCCACAUUUUCAUCUCUGUAACUAUACCUGCUAAACCUCAGGUACUGGCAAAAACGUUAUUCUACCUGGUCCUGACUUGCGUAUUAAGCACAACAAUCUUCAGAUAAAAGAUCACCACUUGCCCUCUUGUGUAUGUGGGAGAUGGAACUGUUGUUAAUGUAUAUAUUUAUCAACUGCAUGAAGCAGGCACUCUCUGGCUGAUGUAAAUAACGUCCCAUCCUCCCCAAAUCCCACUGUGGCUCACCUGUCCAUUCCUAUUAACUUGCUAACUGGGCACUCACAGAUUUGAAUUAGGAUGAGCAGAGAAUAUAUCAAGCAGUUUUUGAGACACUGCAGAGGCAACUGAAGAACACAGCUUUCAGCAUCCUUCAGCCACCCUGGAGCCAAAUCCCCUCGUGCCAUUCAGUAGCUUGCUCUCAUGUUUGACAAAGUCCAGUGCACUUCUAAAUCGGUUCUUCAGGAGUAUCUGAGAGAUGUGGGAGCCUUUGAGGGGCAUUUGGGUCAAUAUAGACAGCAGGGUUUGGAGCAAGGGUUUAGAAACAUCUGGUUUAACACAGGGGUGAAAACCAUUUUGCCCUCAUGAGACUACAUAGGAAUUUCACUAACUUCCACACAGGUCUGUAGGGCUGCUCUAGAAUAGAUCAUAUGGCCAAACCAAUUGACUAGCUAAAGAUAACCAAAGAUAAAGGUAGCAAUUAUGUUCAGCUUAGUAAAAAACAAAAGAUAUAAUCUGAUGGCAACAAACUGCAUCAGUUUUAGUGUUAUAGUAACAGUUAUCCCAACCAGGAUCUGCAUAAUCGCACAAGCCCUUGAUCUUGAGCUAAAGUCCGUGACUGGAAAAUUUCAGAAAACCCAUCAUUUCAGUGACUUCCUCAAAGGUUAAUUCUUGGACAUGAACUGUCUUCCCUCAGUCAGCCUUUUAAUCAAUCUUUACCCGUGCUGAACAUAUGUACACAGCUAUGAAAACCUGAAUAUAUUUAAAGUACUUGGAGCCUAUUUUCAAAGAGAGACAUUUGUGUUUUCUCAGUCAUAGUUGUUAAUAUUUCUGCAUUGGAGUAAGCUAUUUGAACACAGUGAUUGCAGACACACACUGUUUGUGCUGUCCUCCAAUGUAGUAUACAAAAUGUUUCAUAUAAAUGUCUCCUUUAUACAAAAAUGGGGAAGAAGUUGCCUAGAUGAGGAGCAUAUGUACUUUGGAGCACAGUUUUACCUCUAGAAGCAGGAAAUUUGACCCAUAAAACUUAAAAGCACCUUCUGUAAAAAAUAAAGCAUAAGACUUGUCCAAGUUUGUAAUCAUCACUAGGUGCAUCCAAACCUGCUAGGUGGCUUAAAAAGCUCAUGUUCAUUGUCAGCAGUGAAGCCUGGACAGUGCUACCACAUAAAGGAGACAUCAAACCAGGAAAAGAGUCAAGGAGGCAGCUAGAAAUAUUCACAUGUAGUCAGGUGGAGAGAGACUCCUUCACCAGCAGAGGGGCUCUAUGAACUCUUCACAGUCCCUACCCUCAUCCCUUAGCUUUGACUCCCUGACUCUCACCUCUCUGAUAAAGCCAAUUUGGGCUGUGCCAGCACCAGGAGACGGAGAUACCCACUGGCACACUUCCAGCACAGAAAAUUAAGUGCACUGUACUGCUGCCAUCUGCUUGUUCCAAGCUGUCCCGCUCUGGAGAUAUUUAGGGCCAUGUCUCUGUGCUCCUGGGGACACCCUCUGUCCUGCCAACGUGAUCACUGGCCUCACUAAUAUAUGUAAACAUUAAAUAUUGUUCUUCUGAA